AUGCCAUGGCCCGGUCGCACGCGCAGCGUCUUGCGUCGGUACUCCCCGCUGGUCCCGCCAAUGGCGCUGCUCAUUGCGCUGUUGGUACUGCUCGUGCAGGACCACGCGGAUGCCGAGAACGAUACGGACUCGUUCGACGUACCGGUGAUGCAGUGGACCCCAUGUGCGCUGGACAACAACUCCGUCGCGCUGGCCAACGACCUCUCGGCGCAAUGCGCGACUCUGAUGCUGCCCUUGUGCUACGACAGCGCGUGUCAACACGACCAGGAAAACGCGACCAUUGCCGUGUCGUUCAAGCGCAUUGGCGCGAGCAACAGCAGCGUGAGUCGGCAAACGCUGUGGUACCUGCCGGACCGACCCGAUGUGCAGACGCGGGACGACGUGGACGUGCAGAUGGCGCUGCUGUUCGAAGCUCUGCAUCGAGACGUGGACAUCUACACGCUCGACAUGCGCGGCACGGGGAACAGCACAGCGCUCGCAUGCGAGUCAUCGAUCGACGGGUCGGCUGUGCAGACGGCCGUCUUUGCCCGCAACAACGGAGUGCUGGAGGCGAGCGACGUCCGGACUUGUGUCGAUAGACUGCAGGACUCGGGAUACUCGGACCUCGGUGCGUUUUCGCUCACGAGUGCGUCUCGAGACGUCGAAGAAGUGCUUCGUCGAUUCCAGGCCGAGUCCAAGGCUGUUGUCUAUGCUCUUGGCUAUGGUACCCUCGUGGCCCAGCAGCUCAUGCAUCAUCGAAACGUCUCGCAAGUUGUCGGAUAUGUGCUCGAUGGAGCACUGGGCGGCGGCCUGGACGGCGCUGCUCCCUCGACUGCGCUGCCGACGAUGUCCUACCACAUGUCCAAAAGCGACGAAGACUUUGGUGAGGUUGCGGCAGACUUCUUGGCAUGGUGCGAGCGGGACGGAGAGUGCUCCAUGAGGUUCCCCAACGCGACUUUGACCACGACGUUGCGAGCAAAACUGGGCGAAGCGUACCUUCGACUUGACACUGACACGACUUCCACGUGCGCGACGAUACUCACGGACGUCGAGACAAGUAGUAGACGCAGUAUCAACUCUGCCACAUUUGCUGGUGCAACGCCUCCAUCCUAUGUGCUGCGUCAACUGCUGGGACUGAUGGUACGCCACAAGAGGCUGUGGCCGUUCGUUCCGGUGGUAGUGCAUCGCUUUCACCGUUGCGGCGCCGAAGAUCUGCUCCUCCUCACGCGCUUUGUAUCGUCCACUUUCGCGCUCGACGAUGAUGCGGACACACCGGAGCUGCUGUAUGCCAUCCAAAGUUUCAGUGAGCUGUGGGAAUCGCCUCCGCCGGACCAAGUUGUGCUGACAGAGCGGUUCACGAACCAGUCGAUCAGUUCUGGUAGGACGUAUACGCAGCUGGAGGCGUACUGCUUGUUCACGGGCAGCAAUGCCGACGCGUGCACAACGCCUUCUGCCGGGACGUCGUCGGGUCAAUUGCCGGUGGCUGCUGCAGGUAGUACGCUAUCGUAUGCCGGUGAGCCAAUGCACACCAGCGCACUUGCGCGUCCUUCGGCCAGCGUACUGUUGCUCAGUGGCAGACUGGACGUGGUCUCUCCUCCGAAAUACGCAUCGGCUCUCUUCGACUCGAUCCCGACGGCAAACAAAGCACUGCUCGUUGCCGCGUACAGCCCCCACAAAGUACUUCAACAUGCGCUCGCGUCCAACGGCGACGCGUGCGCCCGUCGAGUGCUGGCGUCGUACGUCUUCGCCAGUGGUAACCUGAGCGCGUACGACGCCUCGUGUAUGGCCACGUUGCCGACGCCGAGUCUCGCCAUCUCCAGGGCCUUGAGCCAGUCGGUACUCGGGGUCGAAGAUGCCUACGAUGGUGUGCUCGUCCAUAGCAGCAAUAGCAAUAGCAGCAAUAGCAGUGAGUACAUUAGUGGCACUGCCGACGUCUCCUUCGACAGCAGCGGAUCGGACACGUCGGCAGCCUCUGGUCCGACGCGGGACGAGCUGCAGCGGCAGAUCUCGACACUGACGCACUCUCGAGCGCGCUACGAACUCGCGCUCAUUGUCGUGGCGAGCGCUCUCGGCGCCGUUGUGGUCGUGUUGGCGGUCGUUGUGAUCUACCGCCGCCGUCAGAAGCAGCAGCACACGCGCGACGAUCUCGCCACGUUGCGGCGCCUGCACGGAGACGGAGACAGCGAAGUGGAGCUCAUGGGCAGUAUAUAUCUGCUCUCGACGAGUCCAACGCAGCAGACGCAGCAGACAAACGAGUACCACGUGCGCUUCGACGACGCAUGA
Messenger RNA from Hyaloperonospora brassicae, 2262 nucleotides. Lineage: Eukaryota; Oomycota; Peronosporomycetes; Peronosporales; Peronosporaceae. The record is from the annotation of a GenBank genome assembly.